Molecule: messenger RNA, 958 nt
Organism: Drosophila bipectinata
Lineage: Eukaryota; Metazoa; Arthropoda; Insecta; Diptera; Drosophilidae
Product: cilia- and flagella-associated protein 299
Source: RefSeq, a predicted model, not a curated record
UCGUGUAUUUUGUUUGAACUUCCAACUAGUUUUAAAUAUAACACAUUUUAACUUGUACGCAAUCACACGCCAAAGCCCCCACAAACACGCAGUUCUGCUGCUUAAAAGCAGCCCUUUUUCGAGUUACUUGUUGCGGUUUCGUUAGAAUUUAAGAAGUUUCUGACUUUUGCUUCGAUCAUGAAUUUCCUUGACUUCAACACCUACGAUGACUACGUGGACAGCUUCAUCACCCUGAAAGAUGUUCGGUACUUGCGCAAUAUCCAAGUCGAAAGAAACCUGAUUCUAAAUGGCUGUGGAAAAAACUGCCUGGGAGGACUUCUGACCCGGGCCCAGUUUGAGGAGCGACGCGACCAGGCGAUGCUCCUCCUGAAGCCCCGCGGUCUAUUUGGGGUCUACAACUUCGGUGACUUCCUAAACAACCACGACAAGGUCCUUCAACAGCUUGCCCUUCGGGAGAAGCAGCUGAUCGAGCGGCAACUUUCGACUGUUAUUUACCUGCAAAUGCGCUGCCACAAAGGUCUGGAAGUAUCCAGCUUCAUCGACUUGGAGCAGAGUCUGCGGGAGAGCCGCUUCAAGACCGCGGUGAACAUAACCGACUGGAGGGCUGUUUUUGAGAACACCAAGAAGCUAAUGCCGGGGAAGCACCACCUCAGCUACUACGCAUGGAACCGGAACCGGGUCCAGUACAACGAUAGCGACAACUUUCGGGUGGUGAACGAAGGUGCCCACAGCCUGUUGCUGAAGCACACGGGCGAUCACAAGAUAAUUUGCGUAAACGCGACCUGCAAGUGCCCCUACUCCAGAAACGCCAAGAGGGCUAUGUACCCCUCACCCGUCUACGGGUACGUCAUAUUCUUCGAUCACAUCAUCAGGCGCAUCAAUUAGCGAAAUCAUCGAAAUGUCAAUAAAGCCAAUGGAAACAGCGUUUAGGGUGGGCGAAUUUGUCCUUGACAGCUUA